Quercus robur (English oak) is the source of this 1460-nucleotide messenger RNA. RefSeq lists its product as uncharacterized. Gene Ontology annotation, cellular component: membrane. The transcript has 9 exons. Lineage: Eukaryota; Viridiplantae; Streptophyta; Magnoliopsida; Fagales; Fagaceae. Gene Ontology annotation, molecular function: metalloendopeptidase activity. The coding region runs from base 191 to 1318 and encodes 375 amino acids. Gene Ontology annotation, biological process: CAAX-box protein processing. The record is from RefSeq and is a predicted model, not a curated record.
ACUUUUUUUUUUUUUUCCAACAGCAAAAGAUUUUUAUUUAUAUUUUCCAUAUUUGAGAGAGAGAGAGGGAGAAAUGUACGGUCAAUAAUCCUCGUACCUCAAAACUCACAGAAGCUGCUAUGCUAUUGGUCAACAAUGGAGAAGAAGAACAACAACAACAUCAAUUCCAGUUUGUUGUUUUAGUUACGAAAUGGAGCUGUUGACCUCUUCAACUACGACUUUGUUUCCGAUUAGAAUAGUAAAUAAAUUUAGAGGAGGUAGAAAGAAGAGGGUAUCAUUGUGGUCUCAACAAGCAGGAGGAGUAUCGAUAAGGUGCUCAGCAGAGCAGAGUAGUAGUAGUAGUAGUAGUAGUAGCAAAAGGAUUGAUCAUGGCAGAAGAGAAGGAGAGAGUACUGGAAGUAGAGGAGGAGGAGGAGGUGGGUUCACGAGUCCUGCCAUGGAAGUCACCACCUUUGAUCGGAGCUUUGGGGACACAUCUGAGUUUCCUGUUUGGGAAAAGAUUGGUGCUGUUGUCAGACUCAGCUACGGAAUCGGUAUAUAUGGUGCAAUGGCUCUAGCGGGAAGGUUCAUAUGCUCAGUCACUGGAAUCGAUUCAAUGGGAGGCUUCCAUCCAUCUUUAGACGCCAUACUAGAAGGGCUUGGAUAUGCUGCUCCUCCAAUCAUGGUCCUUCUGUUCAUUCUUGAUGAUGAAGUUGUGAAGUUUUCACCUCACGCUCGUGCCAUCAGAGAUGUGGAGGAUGAGGAGCUAUGGAGCUUCUUUUAUGGAAUGUCUCCUUGGCAGUUUAUACUAAUUGUUGCUGCAAGCUCAGUGGGAGAGGAGCUAUUUUACCGAGCUGCCCUUCAGGGAGCGUUGGCUGAUAUAUUUCUAAGGGGCACUGAUCUAGUAACUGAUGCUCGAGGAAUGGCAUCUCUGACAGGGGUGUUGCCUCCUUUUGUCCCAUUUGCUCAGGCAUUUGCAGCUGUAAUUACAGCUGCCCUCACAGGUUCUCUCUAUUAUGUGGCUGCCUCUCCAAAAGAUCCUACAUAUGUUGUUGCACCAGUUUUGGAAUCUCGCUCUGGUCGUGAAGAGCUGAAAAAGCUCUUUGCAGCCUGGUAUGAGAAGAGGAAAAUGAAAAAGAUCUAUUCUCCUCUCUUGGAAGGGCUGCUGGCACUCUACCUUGGUUUUGAAUGGAUCCAGACGAAUAAUAUUCUUGCACCCAUUAUCACUCAUGGUAUAUACUCUGCCGUUAUAUUGGGACAUGGUCUUUGGAAAAUACAUGACCACCGGCGAAGACUACGCCAAAGAAUCCAGCAGCUUAAAUUAGAUAACAAGAACUAAAUUAACUUAUGGAGCUGUACAAUGAGAAGUAAACUAUGCGUGAAGAAAAUUUGUAUAGUACAUAUCAGAGUUGUACAAGUUUAAUAGUUGUAUAAUAUACUACUUCGUAUAGUAACAAUAUAUAAGUUGAAGAUUACAAGAA